AUGUCUACGCUUGAUACGUUGCGAGAAGAUAUUCUCGAUGUUUUUAAUGCGUUCGAUGAGGAGGGUUCUGGUAGUAUUUCGAUGCAGGAGCUAUCGCGUGCGCUCUACACUAUCACUGGUUCUCGGAUUUCUCGCUCUGAUUUGCACUUGCUUGUACAGGCAGUGCAGGAGGAGUUGAAGGAGGAGGCGGAGGGGAAAAAGACGCCUGUAUGUGCUGAUUCUCCUCGGAGAUCAAACCCCCCUGGUCGAAGUAUGCCGCAGGGUCCGAAUGGGGAUCAAGAUGCAGUGGGCUCAACUUUGUUUGUUGCUGUAGUGCUGAAGGUGCUCAAUAGACGCACGUACGAGCAGGAGUUGCUGUUUACGUUUCACCUGCUGGAGGAUAAAAACUAUCCCGGCUUUAUAACCAAGGAUAGUCUCAAGACUGCUGCGGCUGAGAUGGAGGAACGUCUGACGGAUCAGGAAAUAAAUGAGAUGUUUGAUAAGUUAGUGACGGGGGUAUCAACUGCUGCUGUGGAUUUCACGACGUUUGCUACCAUACUGGAUGCAGCAAGGUCUUUUGAAGAUUAA
Molecule: messenger RNA, 567 nt
Organism: Trypanosoma rangeli
Lineage: Eukaryota; Euglenozoa; Kinetoplastea; Trypanosomatida; Trypanosomatidae
Product: caltractin
Exons: 1
Coding region: 1-567 (188 amino acids)
Cellular component (GO): cytoplasm
Molecular function (GO): calcium ion binding
Source: RefSeq, a predicted model, not a curated record